This is a messenger RNA of Budorcas taxicolor (takin), 462 nucleotides long. RefSeq names its product proline rich membrane anchor 1 (gene PRIMA1). Bases 1 to 462 code for a protein of 153 amino acids. The transcript has 4 exons. NCBI's taxonomy places the organism in Eukaryota, Metazoa, Chordata, Mammalia, Artiodactyla, Bovidae. The record is from RefSeq and is a predicted model, not a curated record.
AUGCUCCUCCGGGAUCUGGUGCUGCGCCGAGGUUGCUGCUGGCCGUCACUGCUGCUGCACUGCGCGCUCCACCCGCUCUGGGGCUUCGUGCAGGUGACGCACGGUGAGCCCCAGAAGUCCUGCUCCAAGGUGACCGACAGCUGUCAACACGUCUGCCAGUGCCGGCCCCCGCCCCCGCUGCCGCCGCCACCCCCGCCCCCGCCGCCUCCCAGACUCCUCUCCGCCCCAGCUCCCAACACUACCUCGUGUCCCGCGGAGGAGAGCUGGUGGUCGGGGCUGGUGAUCGUCAUUGCGGUAUGCUGUGCCUCCCUAGUGUUUCUCACUGUGCUUGUCAUCAUUUGCUACAAAGCCAUCAAGAGGAAACCCCUGAGAAAAGAGGAGAACGGCACUGGCGUUGCUGAGUACCCUAUGACUUCCUCGCAGAGCAGCAAAGGGGUGGACGUGAACAGCGCUGUUGUGUGA